Pleurotus ostreatus (oyster mushroom) is the source of this 2307-nucleotide messenger RNA. RefSeq lists its product as uncharacterized. Gene Ontology annotation, molecular function: iron ion binding; heme binding; oxidoreductase activity, acting on paired donors, with incorporation or reduction of molecular oxygen. The coding region runs from base 1 to 2307 and encodes 768 amino acids. Lineage: Eukaryota; Fungi; Basidiomycota; Agaricomycetes; Agaricales; Pleurotaceae. The record is from RefSeq and is a predicted model, not a curated record. The transcript has 17 exons.
AUGUCGAGCCUACCACUGACGGACCCAAGCCUGAGGCUCCCUCUCGUACUCAGCCCACAGAAUGCGGUGAAAGUGGUGACGACCUUCACGAUCUGCUGGAUUGUCAAGACAGCCAUCGAGAAGGCAAUCGCUGUGAGGCGAACGCUGAAAUCAGUGGGGGAUUGCCCCGGCGGCGCCAUUACGUGGCUUCAUCCAUUUCGCUCUGGGGCCCCUGUUCUGGCCCCUUUCUUCCCCCUUGCCGGUCGAAUUGGUGAUUACUACGCGAAGUAUACAGCAUACGCAAAGUACGGAAGCACAGUCGUUAGCUCUGCCUUAUUCUCCAACGCAAGACCUACCUUCUGGGUUUCUGAUGCGGUGGCUCUCAAAACUAUCUCGAACAAUCGAAACACGUUCAGACGCGACUUAGAAGGGUACAACGUUGUCAGUGUGUAUGGCCCGAACAUGGUUGCGACCGAAGGGACAGAUUGGAAACGACACCGUGCUGUUGCUAAGCCAGCAUUCAACGAUGCGAAUAACAUCCUUGUCUGGCACCAUUCUACCCGCGUCGUCUAUGAUUGGUUCUCACAGCUCGAUGCGCAUAACCCCGGCAACAAAGAGUUCGAGGUUGACCUUCUCAAGGAUGCAACGGAGGUAGCGCUAUUGAUCCUUUCAUCGGCUGCCUUUGGCAGACACAACUCAUGGACAGACGACACCGCCCUGGAAAACUCGAAGGCUCACCACAUCCCAUUCCGCCCUGCCGUCAAAUCCGCCGUCGAAAACCUCGUCCCCAAAAUUCUCACCCCCGACUGGAUGUUCACCCUGUUCAACCUCAUCCCCGUACCUAAAGUCAGCCCCGUCCUGAAGGAAACUCGGGAGUCUUUCGUUGCCUUGAGGCUACAUAUGCUCGAUCUCAUCUCCAACGCCCGCGACUGGGUCUCUGGCGGAAACGCUGCUUCUUUGGAUGCUGCGCUGUUGCAAAACUUGGUGCAGGCUAACAUGGCCCAGGAGGACGAUGCGGCGGUGCGCCGCAAGCUCACGGACGAUGAGAUGUUGUCGGAUAUCUUCAUGUUCUUGCUCGCUGGUCAUGAAACUUCCGCCCAUUCCCUCUGCUUCACUUUGAUCCUGCUCGCAUUGUACCCCGAAGCACAACAAAAGGUCUGCGAAGAAGUCAACAGACUAUGGCCCGGCGAGGCACCCAACGCCGAUACCGUCAACGCAUCGGAAUACAAAGAUUACAUGGCUAAAUUGACUUACACCACGGCCGUGUUCCAAGAAUCCCUUCGCUUAUUCCCUCCUGUGCCUCGCGUAGCUUCUCCGGUCUCGGUCGACACACAAAUCACCGGGCGUACCUUCACACAAAAUGCGCAAGGAAAAGUCAGCGGGGUGCAAGAAUUCACCGCCACCCUUCCGGCAGGCAGUCUCGCGGUAAUUGACAUCAUAGGCCUUCAUUACAACCCUAUCCACUGGGGUGACGACGCUGAUGAAUUCAAUCCUGAGCGCUUCAUCGAUACCGACACUCAUCGCUGGCCGCGCGAUGCAUACCUCGCGUUCUCGGCCGGCCCGAGGUCGUGCAUGGGCGAGCGAUUUGCUAUGACCGAGAGUGUUUGCUUCCUCGCCAACGUGAUCAAGAGGGAAGAAGAACGAAUGCUAUUCAAAGUUACAACAUUCCUUGCCGUGUUGGCGGCCGCCACAUUAGCAUUGCCCAUUUCCGUGCUGCGCAGAGACGACUGCAACCCGACGCCUUCUCCACCUGUUGUUGUGACUGUCGCCACGUUCACCGCGUCUACCGCUUUCAUCGAGGACCCACCUGCAACUAUCACCGGUCUUUCCACUGAAGGCGCUCGUGCAUACCAUGGUGUCCAAGUUGAAGAUGGGCAGACUGGAUAUGUGGUGAUAUUGUAUGACGAUGUCAGCCAAGUUCCCAUUGCUGCUUCCGACCUUGAAACUCUCCUCCAAUCGUCUGCAUCUCCAUCAAGCGCUAUCACAGUGCGAACGGUCCACCCCAACGGUAACAUCACCGACGUCCUCUUCGCUCCUCUAACAGAGAUCACCACGAUGGAUUUACUCCCCGGAAAGACCCUUGAAGAACUGGCGCCUGUAGUCGAUGAACUGAGGAUUAUGCUCGACGGCGUCACGGGGCAGUUCGGUGCGGGGCAUUGGGGUGAGGUUGUCGAAGUAGAGGGGCAGCUGAAAGACUUUGUUGGCUGGGAGAGCGUUGAUGAACACGUACGUCUGGUGUCUACCCCUGAGUUUGGUGCUGUGGGCGGACAGAUUGUUCAACUCGCUUCGGUGUCGUCCGCACACGUCCAUUUCACGCAGUUGGUUUAG